AUGAGUUCCGCAUCCGGCUACAAGCAUUCCGAACCGUCGGAAGACUCCAGCGACGAAAGCUCGCGACCACCUUCACAAUCAACCUCACGACCAACUUCUCGCCGCCAGUCGCCUACAUCCCAGACACCGCGCAAGCGACGUCGCCUAGAGUCCAUCGAUCCUGCCCGUGUACGCAAAUAUUACCUGGAAGGAAAGUACAACGACGGCUACCGCGUGCUCUUUAACGAGGACGUGAGUCGAGCUGCUGCGCGCUUCGAGACAGAUGUCGAAAGCUUCCAGUACUACAACAGGCAGAUUGGGUCAUCAAAUUGGUCAGUAAGAGAGCAGGCCAUCUUCUUCGCCGCUCUGGAGCGAUUAGGAAGGGACAACAUCCCCGGCAUAGCAGGAGCCAUCGGCACCAAGAGCAUACCGGAGACGCAGGAGCUACUGCUACUGCUUCACGAUGCUGCCACUAAGCAGGGCGAUGUCAAGGUGACACUUCGCGACGUCCCUGCUGCCAUCGACGUGGGCGACGAAUGCAACGAGCAGCUGGAUGUUGCAGGUGAAGCCCUGGCCUGGUUUCAGGAGGUCUUCGAGGCCAGCCAGGAACGAGACAAGUUCGGCGACUACUGGCUGAUCACGCCUGCUGUGGCUGACAGGAUCGAGAGCGCACUCGAUACUAGACGUCUACGAGCGACAACAUCGCCGCUUGCAAGCGAGCCAGAGCCAGAGCCUUCUCAAAGAGGUGGCAGAGUAAUCGUAGGGGCAUGUACUUCAUGUAAGAAGUUUAAGCAAAAGUGCGAUCGAGCAACGCCGUGUGCCAACUGCGUGCGACGGAAUACGGGCGAAUGCACAUAUCCAGAGCAGUCUAUAAGAUCCGAAACGGGCGACCAACCGGACAAGAAAUCGAUCAAACCUAAGCGCAAGGCUGAUAUUCUCGAAGACAUACCUGAAGCCGGUCUACUACAGCCACAGGUUAUGCUCACCCUCUCCAAGACACUCUUUAUGAACCGCUCGCCAACAAUACCAUCGCCCUGGCCACAUUGGUCCGAAUACACCUCGGAGUUUGCUCGAGAACCAAGCAUCUAUCGUAGCGCCUUCAGCGAUCUCCAUACCCUGGUUGUCUCCGUCACCAAGCGCCUCGUACAGACGGCUAUCAUACAAGCGACUUCACGACUUCGAGCACAAAGGCAACGAAUGAAAGGUGGUAUCCCUCUAAUAAAGAGGAGAGAUGUCCUGACUGCUAUCGAUGUUGUGGGUAUGCCACGGAAUAGUCAAGAGAGAUGGCGAGGAGUAGCCAGACGAUGUGCGUUGAGAGUAUACGAAGGUAAAUGGUCCCGUUACUGGCGUAAUAAAACCAGACGAGAGGUGCCGUGGGAUGAGGUUGAGCGAAUAAUGGCCUCAGUCGAGCCGUCGGUAGAGCCACCGACGACAGACGCAGAGACAUCCGGCAACGAUACUGUUGGAUUUAGUGCAAGAGCCAAGCGGAGCGGAACGCCACUUCCCAUGGAUCAGCUUGCGCUGUCAGAUUCCGACGACGACUCACUUCUCGAAAAUAGCGCGCCUCCUUCCCGAAGCGCCUCCCAAUCCAGAGAUAAUGUAGACCAACUUGCAAACCCGCACCCUACCACGGAGCCUGAGAAACUUGAGCCUCGCAAAUUGACUUUAGGGGGGUUUGAUCGAGAGACAAGUCGAAGGGAAGAGCAAGACCUCUGGGACAUGCUUGGUCUUGAGCCGCUCGUUAAAACUGAAGAAACGAAUAUCGGUGGAAAUAGCGACGAAGAUGACCCCGACGAAGGCGAGAAGAUCAGAACGCUUCCCCAUGGUUGGCGCUCCUGGACAAGUUGUCGUGCCGAAUGGGAAGAAUUUGACACACCUCCACCUGAAUUUGCCUUUCUUGCAAACCAGAAGCCUCUCGACGUGCCACCUAUCUUACAAGGAGACACUUCAGACACCGCAGAGUCUAGCUCCGACGAUGACACUGAUGCGUCAACGGAAAGGCCGAAGCAUCGGAGCAAGCCGUCAAUACAGCAAACGAUUGAGUUGCAAACUCGCGGCACCCACGCUUAUGCUGCUUUGCAAGGACGAAGCUCAGAGCCCGUUAGGUCCACGAGCCAAACAGACUCUCCAAACGAUGAUACUAGCGAUGGCAACGUGGGAGACCAUAAGCUGCCUCGAACGCCUAUCGAAUUUACGAGGAAAGAACCAUCUACCUCAGGAUCGAGCCGCGAUUCAAAUGACAGCAGUUACUUCAAAUCGAAAAGGCUGACCCAGUCUAAUGGACCUAAUAGUAAACCAGUUUCCAUCGCAUCAUCGAGCGAUGAAAGCAGCGACGUGGAAAUGGAGCAGCCUGUACAGUCCGUUGAGACCCGGAAUGAUCCGUUGCAUGUGGUGCUCUCAUACGACGAGCCGAAAGAAAUGGACUGGGAAUCAUUCAUCGACUAG
Molecule: messenger RNA, 2424 nt
Organism: Alternaria atra
Lineage: Eukaryota; Fungi; Ascomycota; Dothideomycetes; Pleosporales; Pleosporaceae
Exons: 2
Coding region: 1-2424 (807 amino acids)
Biological process (GO): regulation of DNA-templated transcription; transcription initiation at RNA polymerase I promoter; nucleolar large rRNA transcription by RNA polymerase I
Cellular component (GO): RNA polymerase I upstream activating factor complex
Molecular function (GO): zinc ion binding; rDNA binding; RNA polymerase I general transcription initiation factor activity
Source: RefSeq, a predicted model, not a curated record